Exophiala mesophila is the source of this 2547-nucleotide messenger RNA. RefSeq lists its product as uncharacterized. The record is from RefSeq and is a predicted model, not a curated record. The transcript is spliced from 2 exons. The coding region runs from base 228 to 1922 and encodes 564 amino acids. Gene Ontology annotation, molecular function: zinc ion transmembrane transporter activity. Gene Ontology annotation, cellular component: membrane. Gene Ontology annotation, biological process: intracellular zinc ion homeostasis; zinc ion transmembrane transport. NCBI's taxonomy places the organism in Eukaryota, Fungi, Ascomycota, Eurotiomycetes, Chaetothyriales, Herpotrichiellaceae.
CACGCCCCCAACCUUCUCACUCUUCUUCUUCAGCCUCUUCCCCUUCCGCCCAUAUCAUUUCAUAUCACAGUACACAACCCAUUGAACUUCCUCUACGGCCUGAAAAAGUACACCUCAAUCCAGGUCGGACACCAACGUCCCUGGAAUCGCCAGCCUCGGCGUCUUCCCUCAGUUUCAACGAGUGCUGCGCGCCACAAAUCCCUCAUUCACCCCGCAACCAAACAAUCAUGGGUCUCACCAAGACUCAGAGAAUCAGUGUACUGCUGGCUAUCGACUCUGUAUUCUUUCUGAUCGAAAUCGUCAUUGGCUAUGCCGUUCACUCUCUUGCCCUGGUGGCAGACUCCUUCCACAUGCUCAACGAUGUCCUAUCUCUCUGUGUUGGUUUAUGGGCCGUCCGUGUUGCAAACACCGGCAACUCAAAAAUGUACACAUAUGGCUGGCAGAGGGCCGAGACUCUUGGUGCCCUAGUCAAUGGUGUUUUCCUCGUCGCUUUGUGCUUGUCCAUCUUUCUCGAGGCAAUUCAACGUUUUGUCGAACCUCAAGUCGUCAAAAACCCCAAGCUGGUUCUUAUCGUGGGUUGCUUGGGUCUGGCUUCCAACGUUGUCGGUCUUUUCCUGUUCCACGACCACGGCCAUAGUCAUGGUCAUGGCGGAGGAGAACAGUCUCACGAGGAAGAUGCCAUUAGGUCUGCCGAGGAAGGCCACGGCCAUGCCCACUCGGACGACGAAUCUGGCCAGAUUACAAACGAAAGAGGUAAUGUCGAAGAUGUUCUGCCCCAAGUCCGAGUCGCUGGCUUCAAGGGUUCAGAUGCCCAAGACUUUUCGAAAUCGGACGAAGACAAUACCACCAUAUCAGCCCAUUCCUCGAACAAAGCCCACCGCAAGUCUGGCGACCUACACACUCGACAAAGAAGAAGAGCAUCUGGCUCUUUUGGUCGUGGAUUCGGUUCCGUCGAUGACAUUCUCGUUCAUCCUGCAUCUUUCCGCCACGAGAUCAUCCAAGCUGCUCGGCUGGACGAAGAGACAGAAUCCGAUGCGACUGAGGAAGACGCAUUGUUGGAUGAAUCCGACUCUCCAAAUGAACAGUCCAAGAUUUUCAGCGACAACCACAGAUUUUCGUCCAAGGGUGACAAGCGAUUUUCUGGCUACGGAAGCAUCGGCAAGAAGAGGGCCAGCGUCAACUACAACCAUCACGACCACAACCACAACCAAUCCAGGGACUCGCACAAGUCGCAUGGUCAUGGUGGUCAUGGACACUCACAUGGUGAUCUUAAUAUGCGGGGCGUUUUUCUCCAUGUCAUGGGUGAUGCACUCGGGAACAUUGGUGUCAUUGCUUCUGCGCUGAUAAUAUGGCUCACCACGUUUCCCGGACGCUACUACUUUGACCCCGCCAUUUCACUGGUCAUCACAGUCAUCAUCCUCUGCAGUGCCGUCCCACUCUGCAAGGCUGCUAGUCGCAUUCUCCUCCAAGCUGUCCCCGUGGGUAUGUCCAUCGACGAAAUCACGGCCGAUAUAGAGUCGUUACCACGUGUGGUUGAAGCCCAUCAUCUUCACGUGUGGCAGCUUUCCGACACCAAACUCGUGGCCAGCUUGCACGUCAAGGUGGACUGUGACAUUGAAGGCUCUGGAUCGGCCAGCUACAUGCACCUUGCCCGUGAAAUCCGCAAUUGUCUCCAUGGCUAUGGUAUUCAUAGCUCCACCAUUCAACCCGAGUUUUACAGUCCAGAGAAUGUCGACUCGCCAUCAAGCUCGACUGCAGUUGCUAAUGGCAACGGCGGUGUGACUCCAAAGAACGAUAACGGCAGCAAGGCUGGAAGCCUCAGGAGCGAAGGAAGAGUGUGUUUGUUAGAUUGCGGCGAUAACUGCGCCGACAGCAAACAAUGUUGUCCGCCAGGAAUGGAGGCUAAGCCGCCCAAGAAAUAAAGGGCGGCUGAGCAGAUGCCGCACGUUGUCGAGUAAUAUCUGGUUUUUAGCCAGUUGUGUUUGCCAGACCCAUCAAAGGAAUACCAUGGUAUCGUAUCAAGGCGUGUCGGAGUUUAGGUUGGCGUGUACAGCACGCCAGCGUCAUCGUCAUUGUCAUUUUUGUUACACGAGCAGUCAUGACUGCGUCCGCGGACUGUCUUUUAUGUAUUCUACCAUGGUCAGGAAAAUGCAACAUUCUUGGGGAACUUCCUCUGUCCAGAAAAAGAUACUGUUCUACACUAUUUUCAUUCCAAUGUCCUUGCUUUCCAGUCGUUUCUGUGUUCUUCUCUUCCAUAUGAGUCGGGGGAGCGAGCCCUAUGGCUGACCUAUAUGUCCACCCUUCAAGUCAUACCCAAACAUCAAUAGCCAUGUCGAUGGGUCGUCUAUCGAUACGUCAGGAAUAUCCCAAAGUCUGUACGUUCUGUCAAGUCCGUGAAUGACACCCUCCAAUCAAUCAUUCUUUUGAUACUUUAUUCAACCUUUCCAAACCAACCAAAGAUACAAACACACAACAGGCCAUGAAACCUGCCAAAGAGUUUUGAUAAAAUACCCCAGCCGCGUCUUUGGUCCUCGUCGUUGUGAAGCG